Perkinsus marinus ATCC 50983 is the source of this 438-nucleotide messenger RNA. RefSeq lists its product as hypothetical. NCBI's taxonomy places the organism in Eukaryota, Perkinsozoa, Perkinsida, Perkinsidae. The transcript is spliced from 4 exons. The record is from RefSeq and is a predicted model, not a curated record. Bases 1 to 438 code for a protein of 145 amino acids.
AUGUCUCCACCAAAGCACAAGGCGUCAUUGCAUCAUAACAGCAACGACGAGCUCACUGUAUGGUGUACGGACUCCAUCAGGCUACUACAAGAGGAGGACGGGGAUGGCAUCAGGCGCCACUUAGCUGAUGCAAAAACGAGGCUAGGUUCAGACAACUGCCUGAAUAGAGCCGACUCAGCCAUUCAGCGUGUGGUCACCACAACACUGACUAAGCAGGGAGCACAGAUUUGCAUGUGGGGCAAGUUUCUGCAACCUUACCUGUUGCAUCUCAAGGCCCGACGAAACCACGACUGGGCACUAGCAUUGGAGAAUCUAGUGAGCUCAGUGAGGGCCUACACGGAGCUUUAUGUCAACAGUGAGUUGCUGUCCAGCAUGGAGGAGUUCUGUGAAAUUGAGAGUUAUCGAAAUCUGUUUUUACCAGCUCUGUACGUGGAAUAA